This is a messenger RNA of Branchiostoma floridae (Florida lancelet), 537 nucleotides long. Its product is annotated as phospholipase A and acyltransferase 2-like. The coding region runs from base 1 to 537 and encodes 178 amino acids. Lineage: Eukaryota; Metazoa; Chordata; Leptocardii; Amphioxiformes; Branchiostomatidae. Gene Ontology annotation, cellular component: cytoplasm. Gene Ontology annotation, biological process: N-acylphosphatidylethanolamine metabolic process. The transcript has 3 exons. The record is from RefSeq and is a predicted model, not a curated record. Gene Ontology annotation, molecular function: A2-type glycerophospholipase activity; glycerophospholipid phospholipase A1 activity.
AUGUCUCUGGAUUUCUUCAAAUCAUUGAAUCCUGACGAGCGCCGCCGUAAUAAUUCAGACGUCUAUAACAAGUGUGUACGGGGAGACCUGUUGAAGUUUUACAGGUUUGGUUACUCUCACUGGGGUGUGUUUGUAAGCUGUGGGUACGUGAUCCACCGUACAGAGGACAACGGUACGGUGAAGAUUCGGGAAGAUCGGUUCUGGGACCUUGCUCAAAACAACCUGAUCAGAAUCGGCAACUUUUGGGACAAUAUCGCUACUCCGCUGCCAGGGUGGCAAAUCGAGGAGAGGGCGCGGUCCCGGCUGGAAGAGAGCGGUUACGACGUGCUGUUUAAAAACUGCGAGAACUUCGCCAAAUGGUGCCGCUAUGACGUAGACAUCAGCGGACAGACAGUCUCGGCGGCGACCCUCAGCUCCAGUCUCAUUACGGCAGGUGCAGCGACCGCUAAUCCGGUUGUGGUCGGUGCCGGUGUCAGUCUCGGUGCGCUGGCGGCGGGGGCUUCCGUGGUCAGCCGGCUGUUUUUCAAGAACAACUAA